This is a messenger RNA of Phycodurus eques (leafy seadragon), 3695 nucleotides long. It is a transcript of the gene lmnb2, whose product is annotated as lamin B2. The transcript is spliced from 13 exons. NCBI's taxonomy places the organism in Eukaryota, Metazoa, Chordata, Actinopteri, Syngnathiformes, Syngnathidae. The record is from RefSeq and is a predicted model, not a curated record. Bases 248 to 1999 code for a protein of 583 amino acids.
GCAGCUGUGGCGGCCAUUUUGGAAUCCCUUUCAGCACUGUCUCCGAGCGAGUGAGAAGCUGCCCGUCCGCCCGUGGAUGACUUACUUGGCUUGCCUGCCUCCAUUCUUCCCUCGCUCGCCAAACCUCCUUUUCUUUUUUUCGUCCUAAUUCGCCGAGGACGACGCACACGCGUGUGUUCUCUCGCCCCCCGCCGAGCGCCGCAACGACCGAAAGAUUUGUCAGAAAACAAAAAGCGACCGAGCCGUUAUGGCGACUGCUACCCCAAGCCGUGAAGCUGGCCGGCCGGCGGCUGCCGCCGCCGCCGCCUCCUCCUCGACGCCCCUCUCACCCACCCGCAUCUCUCGUCUGCAGGAGAAGCAGGACUUGCAGCACCUCAACGACCGGCUGGCCGUCUACAUCGAGCGGGUGCGCUCCCUGGAGCUGGAGAACGACCGGCUGCUGGUCAAAGUGUCCGAGAAAGAGGAGGUCACCACCAGGGAGGUGAGCGGCCUGAAGCACCUGUACGAGGCCGAGUUGGCGGACGCUCGCCGGGUUCUGGACGAAACCGCCAGGGAGCGCGCCCGGCUGCAGAUCGAUCUGGGCAAGGCUCAGGCGGACUUGGAAGAGGCCACACGCAGCGGCAAGAAGAAGGAUGCGGACCUGGCGGCGGCCAUGACUCGGGCGGCCGCUUUGGAGAGUCAACUGAACCAGAGCGAAGCGGCGCUCUCCACCGCUCUCAGCCAGAAUGCUGCGCUCACCUCCGACCUGCUUGAAGUCAAAGGCCUGCUGGCUAAGGCGGAGGACGCACACGCCGUCGCCAAGCGGCAGCUGGAGGCCGAGACCUUGAUGCGCGUGGACUUGGAGAACCGCUCGCAGUCGCUCAGUGAGGAGCUGGAGUUCAGGAAAAACAUGUUCGAGGAGGAGGUUCGGGAGUCUCGGCGCAGACAAGAGCAGAGAAUUGUGGAGGUGGACUCGGGUGCCAGACAGGACUACGAGUUCAAACUGUCCCAAGCUUUACAGGACCUGAGGAAGCAGCACGAUGAUCAGGUCACUCUCUACAAGGAGGAACUGGAGCAGACCUUCCAGGCCAAGCUGGACAACGCCAAGGUGUCGUCGGCGAUGAACGACAAGGCCGUGCGCACGGCCAGAGAGGAGCUGCAGGAGUCCCGAAUGAGAAUCGAGGGUCUGGCCUACCAGCUGAGCGCCCUGCAGAAACAAGCGGCCGCCGCCGAGGACCGCGUCCGCGAGCUGGAGGACAUCCUGUCGUCGGACCGGGACAAGCACCGGCGCGCGAUGGAGGCCAAGGACCGCGAGAUGAACGACCUGCGCCAGCGCAUGAACGCGCAGCUCUCCGAGUACCAGGAGCUCCUGGACGUCAAGCUCACGCUGGACAUGGAGAUCAACGCCUACAGGAAGCUCCUGGAGGGAGAGGAGCACAGGCUCAAGUUGUCUCCCAGCCCGUCUUCGCGCGUCACCGUCUCCAGGGUGACGGGCUCGUCCUCGUCCCGCACCUCCAAGCGGAGGAGGGCGGACCUGGAGUCAGGUGACGCGUCGGGCGAGGAGCUGAUGCUGGCGACUGAGGAGGACACGGCCAGCGGCGCCGUCUCCAUCUCGCCCACCGACAUGGACGGAAACUCGGUCACCCUGGCUAACGACACGGAGCAGGACCAGCCUUUAGGAAACUGGAGGCUGAAGCGACAAGUGGACGACGCGGACGAGAUCGUUUACAAGUUCUCACCAAAGUUUGUUCUCAAAGCGGGACAGACAGUCACCGUGUGGUCCGCAGACGCCGGCGUGGCCCACAGUCCGCCAUCUGAUCUCCUGUGGAAAAGCCAGGCUUCCUGGGGCACAGGAAGUGAUAUGGUCACCAGCUUGGUCAACUCCGACGGCGAGGAAGUGGCCAGACGGAGCUUCAGUAAGAAGGUGGAAGUGCAAAACGGAGAGGAGGAGGAGGAAGAAGAGGAGGAAGUGGUGCACAAGAGGACCAAAAUGUCGUCCAGAGAGUGCGCCGUCAUGUGAAGCCUCGGCGGGGAACCGCCCGCAUCCAGACAGACGCCUCUUCAUUUUUCUUAGCCGCCGCCGCCACACUUUGAUAGCAACUGUGAGUUUUUUGUUUUUUUGCGUUGUUUUUGACAACGUGUUUGGUUUGUUGUUGGCCAACAACAUUCCCACUGCCAGCGUCACCACUGGACUCAGAAAUAGAUUUUUUUAACCACCUUCUUGAAGGGCUACAAUUGCGCUGCCGCCGUUGUUGACAAACCAUCACAAGGGUUGAUUUUUAAGGAUUUCUUUCACUUUUUACAUUUUUUUAUUUUUUUUUAUUUUUUUUUUUUUUAAUAAAAUCAACCUUUGAAUUUAGUGUGGAGCCUACUGACUGCCCACACCGUAAGAUGGUCUCCUCGUUUUGUCAACAUUUUAGAGCCAGUUGAGGGCUAAUUGAUUUAUUGCUCCUUUGAACAGUUCCAAUAUAUUGAACACUACAAAGACGGGGGGGGGGGGGGGGGGGGGAAUGCUCCUUUCAUUAGUAUUGGUGGAAUAUUUCAGUUCAGGUCGGGGAUUUUAGAAAUAGUCCAAAUUGGAAAGUUUCCAUGGGAAUAAACUGGGAAUUGAGGGUCAUUUAACAGAAAGUUAUCAGUCAUGCAUGAAUUUAAACAUUUAGUUUCAUCAUAAGUAAAUAUCCAUGCAAAAUGGAGAGCUCUCCUUGCCCACAUGUGAAGGCAUUCUUGUACCUUUCGCCAUUUUUUUAAUUAUUUUUUAUUUCCCCCCAAGCGCUUCACUCGUGCGGCAGCAUAUCUGAUGCUUGCUCACAACAAAGCAAAAAAACAAAAAACAAAUCUGCUUGUAACUAGAGACAAUACAACAAGUUGGGGUACUCGUAUACUGCAUGAAAUCUGGGUUGUCUUGGUCAAAAUGAUGAUUCAAAUUCUUUUUAAGAGCUAACCUUCAAGUUUCCCGUUAAUUCCAAUGGAAAAUGUCCAAUUUUGAAAAUGUUCAGAAUUUUGCAACCCUAUUGGUCAGUUUCUGAAUUAAUUGCCACAAUUUCAAGAGGGUGAAAAGAGUGUUUCCACUCGCGGGUCAGUAACUCGCAGCCUUUAUUUCCUGCGCGGUUCCAGCAGACUCGAUUUGAGCGUUUUAUGCAAAGCGUUGAAAAGGCGUAAUUUGCACCCUGAUUUGUCAUCUCACUUUGACUGCUCAUAUGACGCCGAAGACAAAACUAUACACAAAUAUUUAAACUGACCUUUUUUAUUUUUCUGGAAGAAAAUGCACAGGUUACAUGAUGCGUGUUGCUUUUAACACGCCUUUUGUGACAUGGUGUUUGUGUGUCUGUGUUUUCAUGCCAUGUUUUACACUAUAGAUAUUUUAGUUUUUUGGCAGUGUAAUCAGUUUGUUUACAUUCAAUAUGACUUUAAUUUUGUCUUAAGGAUCUCUGUGUGAUUGAGUUUGGGUGUUUAUGACCUCCGCUAGAUUGUACUGCAUUUGAAAUUGUAAUUGAUUCUCCGCUGAUGAUUCCCAUUGAGGCGUAAAUGUGACCGUUCGAUGAUGGUCGAGUUCCUUACGGACUCGCCAGUCUGUUCGCCAGUGUUAACAUUUGUACACUUUGAGAAACGCACACAAAAAUGCAUAAUUAGUGACAUGAUAGAAUGUGAUCAAGUAUUGAACAUAAGCACCCAAGUUUUAGUCAGUGCCUCAGAGACCUGUUUUGUUGUGUGUCGGG